UCUGGUGGUGCGGAUAUACUGGAACCGAGCCACUGUCACUACCUCAUCACUGUCACCACCAUGGUCACCUGGGAAAACUAUGCCAUGGUUAUCCUCAGUCUGCUCUCGGCGUUGUUCAUCGCUCACUCUGCCUGUGGACGACGGCUACCUCCGCUACCUAUGAUAGAUGGCUGUUUCAGGGUGUCUCCAGAGCCGGAGGUGUUCCGUGUGCAGGGUGAAGCGGUGGUCCUGAGCUGCUUUGGUUUUGACAGGGUCCUCCAGAUACGAUUCCCCAAGGCUAAGGCGGGUUACACCUAUGUCGUCGCCAAGGGAAAUGGGAAGGAGGGCAUUGACCCUGAGGAGGGGGAAGAGGGGCGGGUCCUGCAGCGUGAGCGACAGCUGUGGCUCCUCCCAGCUCGAACUUCUGACUCCGGAGAGUACUCCUGCAUCUACAGAAAUGACACAUUAUGUGUAACUGGAAGCAUCACUCUACAAGUUUAUGAGACCAAGCAAACUGAUAUUGAGAAGUUGUCUUAUCCCAUCUCUACACGCGUGGGAAACAAUGUGUCAAUCAGCUGUCCUCAUUUUGAGUUCAACAGGACUGACGAAAUAGAGUGGUAUAAGGAUUCCAGCCUGACAGUGCUUCCUGUUGGCAGUGGGCGCUACCACAGACAGAGACCAGACUUGAUCCAUAUCUCAGACGUGAGGCCAGCAGACCAGGGCUUCUACACCUGUCAGCUUAGAGUCCACGUCAACAACCUCCAGUACACAGUCAGCAGGACCAUGAAUCUCUAUGUAAAAGUGCUUGACCCAGUUCCCUACACCCAGACCACCAGUCCCAUCUUUGACCCAGACACAACCCCAACCCCUAACCCUGGUCUCAGCACUGUGGAAUACCCAGCAGUUGAGUCCCCCAAGAUUGUGUCCCCUGUCAAUGGAACAAUCUUUGAAAGUCCAUUGGGCUCUAUUUUGGAGAUAUCCUGCCAGGUUUUCACAGGAAGCCAAUCAGCAGACGCCACAGUGGUCACAUGGUUGGUGGACGGCCAGUCAUUGGAUUCGUCCAACCUUGGUGGGCGGGCUCUGAUGAGUCAGAGGAGGGUAACCACAGUGGCUGGGGGUUGUUAUGUUGAGGUGAAGCUGUACAUCGUUGAGCUGUGUGAGGAGGACACAAGGGCGGAGCUGAAGUGUGUCACUCAAAACCAAGGAGGAAGACAUGAGGUCAUUGCACAGUUCAGAGUCGAAGACCCCAGGUCCACAUGGCUGAUGGUGGGUGUAGCAGUGUCUGUUUGUUUCCUGACGGUGGUUUCCAUCUUCCUUUACCUCCUCCUAAAACCCAGAGGAAAAGGUGACUACUUCCUGGCUCGACAGAACAGCACGUUUAGCUCCACUUUCAGCUCCACAUUGUGAGUUGCAAACGUAAACAUCUCCCAAGUGAUCUCGCUGGUACAUUGUGACUGAAAUGUUCUACUUUUCUGUAGUUUUGUUGACAUGUUUAGCAUUACAAUGACCCUACAGACCACAUAACAUAGCUUGACCCAUGUUCACUCCCACUCAUGGACUGGAUAAGCACUCUCAUACACAGUGUAUACAAAAGUUGACUUAAAACAGAAUGUAUACAAUGGAACAUGUAUUAUUGUUAUUAAAUCAUUUUUUAAAUUAA
This is a messenger RNA of Coregonus clupeaformis (lake whitefish), 1639 nucleotides long. RefSeq names its product interleukin-1 receptor type 2. The record is from RefSeq and is a predicted model, not a curated record. Bases 61 to 1386 code for a protein of 441 amino acids. Gene Ontology annotation, molecular function: interleukin-1 receptor activity. NCBI's taxonomy places the organism in Eukaryota, Metazoa, Chordata, Actinopteri, Salmoniformes, Salmonidae. The transcript has 10 exons.